UUUAGGUUAUUGAAAGCAAAAAAGAAGAAGCAGAAAAGGGAAAGAGAUCCGAGGUUUGCAUUCAUGACAAAGAGUGAGGUUGAUCACUUAGACGAUGGUUACAGAUGGAGAAAGUACGGUCAGAAAGCUGUCAAAAACAGCCCUUUUCCCAGGAGCUACUAUCGUUGCACAAGUACAGCAUGUGGUGUGAAAAAGAGAGUAGAAAGAUCUUCUGAAGAUCCAUCCAUUGUUGUCACUACCUACGAAGGUACACACACACAUCCCUCUCCCAUCACUCCACGUGGCACUUCUUUUGGUGGAGUCUUGCCUGAAACCGCCAGUCUUAUCGGCGGCGGCGGUGGUGGUGGUGGUGGUUCAUCCCUUUUUGUGAUGCCUCAAAUAAUGAACAGCUAUAGGCAGCAAACACAACAACAACCCUAUAAUAUUUUUCAGAAUUACUUGGCACCACCAUUAAUGGUGAGUAGUUUUGGCACAAGCUCUAAUACAUUUCAAGAAAGACGAUUUCGCCCCUAUGCGUCGUCUUCUUCUUCUUCUUCGGCGAGAGACCAUGGUCUUCUUCAAGAUAUGCUUCCAUCUGAGAUGUUAAAGGAGCUAAAUGAGGAGUAAUUACUAAUAUAUUUUGAGGGUUUAAUUCUAAUCAUAUAAUAUAUAAAUCGAUCAAUAUAAUUAAUUUGCUAGCAUUAUAUUAAUUAUUGUUGUAGUGUAAUGUUUUAUAUAUCAUCUUCAUGAAGUUUGGGGUUUUCUUUAUUUACAUAUGAACCCACUUCAUAUAUCAUGUAAAAUUAAUUAAUUCACUAGUUUAAUUAGAUGAUCUAGAGAGACUAUAUAUAUAGUUCUUU
Erythranthe guttata (spotted monkey flower) is the source of this 839-nucleotide messenger RNA. The record is from RefSeq and is a predicted model, not a curated record. Lineage: Eukaryota; Viridiplantae; Streptophyta; Magnoliopsida; Lamiales; Phrymaceae.